AUGAAGUUUAACAAACAUGUCAGCAGCUCUCGUCGGAAAGCUCGCAAACGGUACUUCAACGCGCCGUCGCAUAUUCGUCGACGACUUAUGAGUGCCCCACUAUCCAAAGAGCUGCGUUCGAAGUACAAAGUUCGUAGCAUGCCUAUUCGAAAGGGAGAUGAAGUUCAGAUUGUUCGAGGAGAGCGUAAAGACAGGAAUCCUGCAAAGGUUGUCCGUGUUUAUCGCAAGAAGUUUGUCAUACAUAUCGAACGGAUUCAAUGUCGAAAAAUGAACGGUGCGUAUGCCCCAAUUGGUAUUCACCCAUCAAACGUUGUAAUCCAUAAAUUGAAGCUGGACAAAGACAGGCGUGCUCUUUUGGACAGGAAAGCUGCUGGCAAACUUGCUGGACAAGAUAAGAACAAGUACACAGAAGAAACGAUAGACCCUUGA
Molecule: messenger RNA, 429 nt
Organism: Heterobilharzia americana
Lineage: Eukaryota; Metazoa; Platyhelminthes; Trematoda; Strigeidida; Schistosomatidae
Source: the annotation of a GenBank genome assembly